Molecule: messenger RNA, 1275 nt
Organism: Aureobasidium pullulans EXF-150
Lineage: Eukaryota; Fungi; Ascomycota; Dothideomycetes; Dothideales; Saccotheciaceae
Product: aromatic-amino-acid aminotransferase
Exons: 5
Coding region: 1-1275 (424 amino acids)
Biological process (GO): L-aspartate biosynthetic process
Cellular component (GO): cytosol
Molecular function (GO): L-aspartate:2-oxoglutarate transaminase activity; pyridoxal phosphate binding
Source: RefSeq, a predicted model, not a curated record
AUGACAUCUACAGAAACAACGACAGUAUCUCUCGCAAUGGCAACAGACACCCAUACAUCUUGGUUUGAUCGUGCUACAUUCUAUCCACCCGAUCCCAUUUUCGCUUUGACAGCCGGUUUCAUCGCAGACCCUGAUCCAAACAAGGUCAAUCUUGGACAGGGGACUUAUCGCGACGACGAAGGCAAGCCAUGGAUACUCUCAUCUGUUCAUCAGGCUCGUGAAAAACUCAUCUCGCAAAAGCUUUACCAUGAGUACUUGCCUAUUCUCGGCCUUGCUGAGUUUAGAAGUCGAGCUGCUGAGGUUGCAUUGGGUACUCGCAUCUAUCGUGAGCACAAAGAGACGCUUGCAACAUGCCAGAGCUUGUCCGGAACAGGAUCAUUGCAUCUGACUGGCCUUCUGUUGAGAGCUGUCUUGAAUCCUCUGCCUAAGGUUUUCAUUCCUGAGCCAACUUGGUCCAACCACCACCAGAUCUUCAGAGCGUUGGGUUUUGAAUGUCAAUCAUUCCCAUAUUACGACUAUGCAAACAAAACUCUAGACUUUGAUUCCUACAUCUCGACUCUGGAAUCUGCAGAGCCCCACUCCAUCUUCAUCCUCCAUGCUUGCGCUCACAAUCCUACUGGAUGCGACCCCAGCAAAUCUCAAUGGGAGCAAAUUGGGCAGAUUUUCAAAGAUAGGCAGCUGUUUCCACUGUUCGACGCUGCAUAUCUUGGCUUCAACUCAGGAGAUGUUGAUGAGGAUGCAUUUGCCAUUCGAUACUUCGUCGAUGACCUAGAGCUGGAGACCGCUGUGUGCAUGUCAUUUGCAAAGAACAUGGGCCUGUACGGCGAGCGAGUCGGAUGCACGGUUUUGGUUGCGAAGAACUCAUUAACCGCACGAAACACAGAAUCAAUGCUUGAGAUGCUGCAGAGAUCAGAAGUGUCCAACCCGCCCGGGUUUGGCGCAAAGAUAGCAAGCACUGUACUUGGAGAUGAACAGUUGAAGGGGGCCUGGUAUGAAGACAUGGUGACUAUGAGUGGACGUAUAAGGUCUAUGAGAACUCAGCUGCAUGAUUUGCUCGUUUCGCAAGCGACGCCCGGUAGUUGGAACCAUCUUGUGAAUCAGACCGGAAUGUUCGGCUUCCUUGGAUUAUCGCCAAAAGUGGUCGAACAGCUCAGAGAUCAGUACUAUAUCUACAUGUCGGCUAAUUCUCGAAUCUCCCUUGCGGGACUUAACUCACACAAUGUGGAGUAUGUUGCUCGCUCCAUCAAGACAUGCUUGGAAGAUCAGCAAUUUUGA